CCCAUGAGAAGAUCCUUGGUGUUCCCAAUGGAAACUGACAACAGCUACGUGGAGCUGGUCCCUCAGAAGAAUCUUGACAUGGAAGCCUUUACCCUGUGCAUGCGGGUGGCCACAGAACUGGCAAAGGGCAACCGUGAGAUCAUCCUGUUCGCCUACCGUACACUGUACCACGACGAGCUCAACGUGUGGAGAGAAGCUGACGGCGAGUACAGUCUGUAUCUGAGUGGGGACGGGGUCCUCUUCCACCUACCUGAGCUCAACACCUUCCAGACCCACCUCUGUCUCACCUGGGACUCGAAGUCAGGCAUGGCCGCGUUCCACGUAGACGGGAAGAGGAGCGUUAGGAAGGUGUAUAAACCAGGACACAAAGUGCAGAAGGGAGGUAAGUUCAUCCUGGGACAGGAUCCAAACUCUUUCCUGAAGGACUUUGAAAGCAAGCAGAGUUUCAUCGGUGAGAUCACAGAUGUCAACAUGUGGGACUACGUGCUCUCCGAUGCCAUGAUAGAAGCUUUGCAUGUUGGGAAACGUAUGCCCAGAGGGAACAUUUUUGACUGGGAAACCAUAGAGCUCAUAGUCAAUGGGAACGUCAAGGUGAUCACUGAAGAGUUGUAGGGUGUCCCCAAGGCACCAACAACACGCUCUCCAUCCAGGGGUGCUGCACUGCGGCCUGACCCUGUGCUCCUCUCAACUGUGUGUCAGUGUGAUGUGUGUGUGUCAGUGUGAUGAGGGAGUUAAGAAAUUACAGAAAAUUCAUAUGGAGAAUAAAGUUGUAUUAGUUUGAGUCCCUGUCUCAUCUCAACAAAAAUAAAGUUCCCGA
Salmo salar (Atlantic salmon) is the source of this 817-nucleotide messenger RNA. The record is from RefSeq and is a predicted model, not a curated record. NCBI's taxonomy places the organism in Eukaryota, Metazoa, Chordata, Actinopteri, Salmoniformes, Salmonidae.